CCUGAUUUCUACCCGGACGCACGGAGAAACACACCUCCUGUUAAGCAAUGGCGAGUUCGGAGGGCACCACUGCUCCAUGCAUUCAAGCCGAGAUUAAUGAUUUACUGGUUAAAGGCUAUGAUGACUGGAUGUAUGAGGGGUUUGCAGAUGAGGAAUCAAAUAAGUUAGACAAUCAGAUAGAAAAUGCCAUUUCCUUAUUCCUAACCUUAUUUGAGUCCCCGAUUGGUAUCUUAGAACAGAAAGUCAAAGAUCUAAGAGCAGUUGCAGAUGGUCUGGAGCGUGUGCACUAUCGUACCACCAUGGGCAGCUUGACAGGAGGGGUGGUGAGUGCAAUCGGAGGGGUCGCUUCUCUGCUUGGAUUAGCCCUGGCCCCUGUCACCAUGGGAGCUUCUCUGGCUGUGACACAAGUGGGAGCUGUCGCAGCUCUUGCUGGAGGGUUGGCCAGUGGCGUUUCCAACAUCACCAACAUGGUUAAUGAAUCGAUGGAUCGCAAGAACAUUGAACAGAUUAUACAGGACUUCACCAUUUGGAUGGAGCCCCAAGCUCCAAGCAGUUAGAGGAUGGUCUGGAUGAGCUGAGGGAAAUCACUAAGGCGCUUC
This is a messenger RNA of Paramormyrops kingsleyae, 599 nucleotides long. The record is from RefSeq and is a predicted model, not a curated record. Lineage: Eukaryota; Metazoa; Chordata; Actinopteri; Osteoglossiformes; Mormyridae.